ACUAAACUCAGCCGCAGAGAGCGUCGGGAAUGGUCCUCCAGCGGCGCGGCACAUGUGAGCCGAGGGGCCACCGGUAACGGUUUCUUUUUUUUUUUAUUUCAGAGGAGAGACGGGAAAAAGGGCAGUGAGAAGAGAGCGUAAAGUGGACAUCUGAGGGCUGACUUGUCAAGAGUGUCAUAAAACCUCGACACGAUGGUCUGUCUGUCGGGAUUCAGCUUGGUCUUCCUGAGCGCUCUGCUGCACACUGCGGCACCCUGGGGCGCACACCGACCGGAGAGACCGCGGCAGUGCGACGCACCAAAGUCGCAAAGUGACAUGAACUCUUUCCUGUGGAGAGUGAACCGUGCGCCUCCUCACCCACCUUCUUACUUAUUUGGUACCAUCCACGUGCCCUAUACACGAGUCUGGGACUUCAUCCCCGACAGAUCCAAGCAGGCCUUCUACAACAGCCGCAAUGUGUUCUUUGAGCUGGACCUGACCGACCCUCUGACCAUCUCCAAGCUGACCAGCUGCCAGCUGCUGCCCCACGGGGAAAACCUGCAGACGCUGCUACCUCGAGACCUGUACCGCCGUCUCAAACGCCACCUGGACUACGUCAAACACAUGAUGCCUUACUGGAUGACCGCUGACCAGCGCGGCCGCGGCCUGUAUGCUGACUACCUGUUCAACGCCAUUGCGGGGAACUGGGAGAGGAAAAGGCCGGUUUGGGUGAUGCUGAUGGUGAACUCGUUGACGGAGUGGGACGUUCGGUCCAGGGGGACGCCUGUGCUGGAUCUGUUCUUGGCUCAAGAGGCAGAGAGGAUGGGAAAAGCAACGGGGGCGGUGGAGCGGGUGGAGGAGCAGUGUCACCCCCUCAAUGGGCUGAACUUCUCUCAGGUGCUGUUUGCGUUGAACCAGACGCUGCUGCAGCACGAGGGCGUGCGCGCGGGCAUCCUGCAGGGCUCCUACACCACCGAGGACCUCAUUACCCACUACAACUGUGGAGACCUCAGCGCCAUCAUCUUCAACCACGACACCUCACAGCUGCCUCACUUCAUCAACAGCUCCCUGCCAGCUCAUGACCGCACGAUCGCCCUGCAGAUUGACAGCUACUUCCGCCAGGAGCUCAUCUACAAACGCAACGAGCGAAUGGCUCGCCGUGUGUCUGCCUUGCUGCAGAGAAAUCCCAACCAGACAUACUUCUUUGCUUUUGGUGCAGGUCACUUCCUGGGGAACCACAGCGUGCUGGACAUCCUGAGGCAGGAGGGCUACGAGAUCGUCCAGGUGCCCCCUGAUCACCAAGAGCCAGUCCCAGAGAGCAAACCGGCUAAAGAGCCUUCAGCGCGGUCCGGCGAGGAGGGCGCCGACAGCAGCACGUCGUCUCCGGACAGCUGGCUGACCAGUCCGUCAGAGCUGGAGCUGGACUACGCAGAGAGCAUGCCCGGCCUCGGGGACGACGAGCUGCCUCACAUCCUGCUCCCCGACAGCCUGAGCCAGCUGGAGGAAUUCGGGCGACACAAGCGGCCUCGCAAACCUCACCGCGGCCACGGGAGGCCCCGCCUCUUCAGCGACCUGUGGGUUCGCAUCGGGGACAGCACUACUACGCCACCUAACGUGAGGAUAAUCAAUGGCUACGUGACAGUGGAGCCUCCGAUGACCCAUCAGGAGCAGCACAGACGGGUGGAGAUCUCUGCCGCAGAGCGACAACCCAGUCCGGCUCCCUCCACUCCGGCCAGCUCCAGCUCGGCCUCAGUCCACCGCGCACUCACGCCGUCUUGCAUUCUAGCCUGGCUGUUAACACACAUGCUGUUCACCUCCUGACCCCAGGACAGCAUUAUCUCACAGACAAAACACUGCAGACACUACUGCCUCCAUACCAGAUUAGUGGACUGUGAUAAACAAGGAAUGGCCAUCAACACCAUUGCGGAAAGGAGACGGAGGAGCUGCCUCCGUCUACGGGGAGGGAUUCGGCUCCAGCACCGCCGAAGUCUUCACCAACUCGUCGAGUCUCAAAAUGUGCGAGAUAAGCUCUCAGCCGCGACGCAAGCAACGAACGGACCGUGUUCUUCGAGCCCCGUGAAAAUAUUAUGGUAGAAUAACAAACACACAGCACUACGAGGACAUGUACUGAGUUUGAGCGAGCAGCUGUAAUACUGUAUAGAGAAGUAAGACGUUAACGAUGAGAGUAGGACGUACUAACAACAGUCAGAACUCGGUGAUAAAUGAGUUGAAUGCAUACAGUCACACAGUGCUGUGUAGGAGGUGGAGCACUCUGUUGCCACUGCUUUUUGUAAAUUGUGCAUUUUGUUCAUAAAAAAAAAUAUUGUAUAUUUAUUA
This is a messenger RNA of Anarrhichthys ocellatus (wolf-eel), 2316 nucleotides long. RefSeq names its product TraB domain containing 2B (gene trabd2b). Gene Ontology annotation, biological process: negative regulation of Wnt signaling pathway. The transcript has 7 exons. Gene Ontology annotation, molecular function: metalloendopeptidase activity; Wnt-protein binding. NCBI's taxonomy places the organism in Eukaryota, Metazoa, Chordata, Actinopteri, Perciformes, Anarhichadidae. Gene Ontology annotation, cellular component: organelle membrane; plasma membrane. The record is from RefSeq and is a predicted model, not a curated record. The coding region runs from base 193 to 1800 and encodes 535 amino acids.